UCAGUGUUCUGUUUUUGUACAAUCAAUAAAUCGCUAGUUCAAGUAUACUCUAAACUUUGACCUUUGCUUACGAGUCACAAUGUUUGUGAAUAAAAUAUUGCGUUCAAGUGACAAUUUGAUGCGGUAUUCAGUCUCGUGUACCUGGAAAAAUAUCAAUUUGAAUCGAAACUUUCUCCCAGUACAUCAUUCGCCGGUGCUAGCUGUUCCAGUUACUGCAAUGGGGUCUACUGGAAGCCGGUCCAUACAACUACAUACAACAUUGAACUCUAACGCAGACUCUAAGAAGACCUCCGGCUCCACAAACGGCGACGGCGCAAUGAGCUUGGAGAAUAAGGAUGAGCUGGUAGCAAAACUUACCCCUCUUCAAUAUCACGUGACCCAGGAGGCGGGUACGGAACGUCCAUUCACGGGAAAAUACAACAAAUGCUACGAUAAAGGUACCUACAUCUGCGUGGUGUGUAGUCAGGAGUUAUUCAGUUCGGAUGCGAAAUAUGACUCCGGUUGUGGUUGGCCGGCGUUCAACGAUGUUCUCGACAAGGGCAAGGUGACGCUGCACGCCGACUCUAGUCUAGCUGGCGGCAAUCUCCUAUUAUUAAUCACACAACCAGGACGCAUGCGGACCGAGGUCAGGUGCUCCAAAUGUUCCGCCCACAUGGGUCACGUGUUUGAGGAUGGUCCUCCGCCGACUCGUAAGCGUUACUGCAUCAACUCGGCAUCGAUUGAAUUCAUCCCGGCAGGAACCGUGCGUCCUGAGCCAGCCAAAUCUAGUUAGAAACCUGAGGAAGAUGUGGUCAGCUUCGAUAUUAUAACGUAAUCAUAGGAUGACAUAAUAAAUAUUGCGGUAUAUUGGAUGACUGUGACUAGCGAUUACAGUACAAAUUAACUGUGAAAUUCGUCAAGAAAUAGGUAUUGAUAUUCUAUGAAAUGCAUCGAAGAUAUCACAACCGCAAUCAAUAUACUCGAUUAUUUUGUAAUCCUUGAUAAAGGACUGGUUACAUAAUGUACAGCGUUAUAAUUUAUCGUACACUUAACAAUUUGUUUAUUAUUUAUUUAAUUCACUUUAAUAAUCUCUGCAGGAUAGAGCGAAACAGAUGAUUCGGCUCAUUCGUCAAUAUACUGUUUAAAAAACAUGUUCUCUAUGCAAUACUGAUACAAAUUAGAGACCUAUGCUGGACGUCGUGUUACAAAAAAUUCUCAACGUCAGUAGCAAUCGUUAUUGUAUGCAGAGUCCAUUAAAAAUAUGUUUCGAGGCUCUGAUUUAAUGAUACAUAUAACAAAGACUAACUUAGAUAUUAAACUCAAUAAAUCGGUUUGUUAUUACAAUAAGUAGGUACACUCCAUGAACGAAGUAAAUUGCAUUGUUUACCAUGAAUUAUGAAUUUCAUAAAAACUUUACCGGCUAAUAAAGCUCAUGAAUGUACAGGUUUUAAAUAUAAA
Molecule: messenger RNA, 1437 nt
Organism: Malaya genurostris
Lineage: Eukaryota; Metazoa; Arthropoda; Insecta; Diptera; Culicidae
Gene: SelR
Product: methionine-R-sulfoxide reductase B1
Exons: 3
Coding region: 80-772 (230 amino acids)
Biological process (GO): protein repair; response to oxidative stress
Cellular component (GO): cytoplasm
Molecular function (GO): peptide-methionine (R)-S-oxide reductase activity
Source: RefSeq, a predicted model, not a curated record